Molecule: messenger RNA, 537 nt
Organism: Cotesia congregata
Lineage: Eukaryota; Metazoa; Arthropoda; Insecta; Hymenoptera; Braconidae
Source: the annotation of a GenBank genome assembly
AUGAUGAGUGAUUGUGAAAUAAUCGACCAGUAUGAGAGUGGAAUCAACGGAUGGAGAUUGAGGAAAAACUGGACUCUGCUUAUCAGAGAUUCUAUCGGGAUGCAUCGGGGCCGAAUUUUGCUGGCGAGGGGAAACUAUCGAUUUGCUGAGUGUACGGUUAAUUUAAACAAGCAGUGUCUCAUUCAGAGUUUCAAAAAUUCACGGUGGAGUUUUAAGAACAUCGACUACAAAUGGCAGGAGAUUCAAAAGUUCAAGAGAGACAAGCCGCGAGUUUUCAUCCUGAUUAUGAAUGUUUUAUCAACGAUAUGGGAGUCCUACUCCGAAGAAACGGUUAAAAUUGGAAUUACGCAUAUUAAUGGAUGUUCUUUGCCGUUGAAUUAUCGAAUGGCUUGUUAUUUUGUUAAUUCGUACUGUGGAUUGACAAUUGUGAUUGCUGAUUUUCCACCCCAAGAGUUGAUUAAUCGUAUCAGUGAUAGUAAUAUGAACUAUACGUACGAUAGUUGUCCAGAAUUUUUGAAUAAUCCUGUAAUGAAUUGA